CUUAUACGCAAGCUAACAUUAGGUAGCUAGCUACUUGGCAUAAGCACCCAGAAGUAACGAGGUUUCUUUCUAUUACACUUACAUGCAAUGUUGGGGAGCUAUGGCAUACAACCAGUUACGCUGGCGUUUAACAAUUCUAAAAACUGCUUUCUCCACCUGUCUACAAACGUGGUCACUCAACUCUCCCUGCAAGAGAAUCAGGUCUUGGAACUGUCGUGUGGACUUGACAGACCCGUGUUCCUCAGCUGGACAAAAGGCCGAACAUCACAAGAGCACAAAGUUGAGCUGAGCAGACAGUUGGGGGAGAAACUAGGUCUUCAGGAAGGAGAGCAGGGAUCCCUACGGCCGUGUCUUCAAGUGCAGUCGGUGCAGCAAGUUUUUGUAGAGCCUCUCUCUUCCGAUGACUGGGAGAUCUUGGAGCUUCAUAGCACCAUGCUGGAACAACACCUUUUGGACCAGAUCCGAAUAGUAUUCAGUGAGGGAGUGUUCCCUGUGUGGGUUGACCAACAUACUGUCAUCUACAUUAAGAUAACCUCCUUGUCACCAUCUGUCCCAUAUGGCCGUUUGGAGCAGUGCACUGAACUGGUGGUCUCCCCCAAGUUUCGAUGUGGAGGCAAGCAGCUUCCCAAUAUGACCACAGUGGAUCCAGAUCCAUACAGCUCAGUCCAAGAAAGGGAGCAGAACUGUGACCUCACAUCUGCCUCCACCACCUCCUCUGUAACAACAGACUCUCUCCAUGAGUCCUUUAAUAAUCGGGCAGAAUACCGUCGUAGCCACUAUGGUGGGCACUGGGGUGGAAUAGCUGAUCUGAGCAGUCUGGUGAGAUAUAUGUUCCCAGGGAGAUUUGAGCCUGUAAAAGAGAUUCCAGAAGUCCCUACUAUCCCUGCGAUCUUCCAAGACUGUGUUCUUCGAGUUUGUGGAUCCCCACCUGGGGCUAUCAGCCAUCUUGACUCAAGUUAUGGAGAUGUUCACCUGUUACCAUGGGACCAUCUAAAAUGUGACUUUUGGAGUACACGGCAGGCAAUUUUAACAUAUGGUAGACUCUCUAAGAUUUACUCUCCUAAAGAAGUGAGGGAACAAGCCAAGCAAACAGCAGAAAGGAAAAGAGCUGGAAAUGACUCUCAGACUGAAAAAGAUGCACAAGAACCCUUGGAGGAGCCUGUGGUGAUCAGAAUGCUUUGCCAUAAUGUAGAGAAGAUGCAAAUGGAUCAAAGAUCCUCCAGAAUAGGAGAAAUGUACUGUGGAAAAGUGUGGAUUCCGAGCAUUUUACGUACCAGGUUGGGCGUGGACCCACACUCUGCUGUGAAAAUAUGUCCUGUGAAAUGUACCCCAGAAGUAGCAAUGGCAGUUUCGCUUCAGCCACUAAAGCCAUUAGCUGAGAGUGAGAGAGAGGAGGACAUUCAGUCUUCGUUCCUUGGCUGGCUGCAUGCUCGGAGUCACCAGCCGUUAGCUUGUCUGACAGGUCAGACUAGCACCAUCCUAUUGCAGUGCACUGAGGGAAAGUCUGAAUUCAUCCUGACUGUACAGAAGCCAGAGCCUGGUAAAAAGAGCAUGGAAAAGGUCUUCCUCUUGUCUGCUAGUGUGCUCUACAAGACAGACAUACAGGUAGUAAAAAAGGAGUGUCAGACUUUAAACCUCAUGGCUGCAGUACACACUCUUGAUGAAUUGCCUGUAGUUGGCUUUCCCUCCCUGAGCUCUCUUGGUGGGGUGGAAGAGGCUAGUGCUGCUGCUUUUGAGCACAUCUCUCACUGUCUGAUGAGAAGCCCCCUCUCCUGGGAGCUUGUGUCCACUGGCCCCGGCCUCCGGAGUGGCGCCCUUCUCAUCUCAGGAGCGAAGGGCAGUGGAAAGACCACACUCUCGAAGGCCCUCUGCAGAAAGGCAGCAGAGGAGUUGGAUGCCCAUGUUGAAGUGGUGGACUGCAGGAAGCUCAAAGGCAAACGUGCAGACACAGUGAGGCAGAGGCUGGCAGAGGUUUUUGAGCAGGCAAUAUGGAAGCAGCCUUCUGUGGUCCUGCUGGAUGACCUGGAUGAAUUGACUGGGGCAGCCACCUCAGCUGAGCAGGAGCAAGGCCUGGAGGCUGUGCUGCGUCUGCACAUCUCGCAGGGCCUAAAGGACUUGGUUGACGAUGUAGUGGUGCGCUGCAGUCUGGUAGCUCUGCUGGUCACUGCGCAGACGGAGCACUCCCUUCACCCAACACUGACAGAAGUGCAGGGCUCCCACUUCUUUCAGAGCUUCUGCAAGAUUCACACCCCAGACCAGAUCCAGAGAGUGGACAUCCUCAGAUCUCUAAUGAACAGUAAGAACAUCACAUCUGAAGACAGUCCAGUGACUCUUGCUCUAGAAGGCAUUGCCAUGAAAACUGAGGGCUACCUUCCUCAAGACCUGAACCUUCUACUGGACCGAGCUGUUCAUGCCAGCGCUGUACAAAACAGAGGCAGUGGCACCAGUCAAGGUGUGCGUUUGAGCAGCAGGGACUUCCAGCAGGCCCUGCUGGGGUUUGUGCCUCCCUCCCAGUGGGGGGUGCGGCUACAGGUGCCUGGCAGGGUGGGCACGAACCAAGUGGGUGGACUUCACCAGGCACGCCAGCUUCUGAUGGACACCAUCCUGCUGCCUGCCAAGUACCCGUUGCUUUUCUCCUGUCUGCCAAUUCGCCAGCGCUCAGGGGUGCUCCUCUUCGGUGCACCUGGCACAGGCAAGACUUUGCUGGCUGGAGCUGUUGCCAAAGAAAGUGGCAUGAAUUUCAUCAGCAUCAAGGGUCCUGAACUCCUCAGUAAGUACAUUGGCGCCAGUGAACAGGCAGUGAGGGAUGUGUUCCAGAGGGCCCAAGUAGCUAAGCCCUGUGUCCUGUUUUUUGAUGAGUUUGACUCCCUUGCACCUCGCAGAGGUCACGACAGUACAGGGGUCACUGACCGAGUAGUCAACCAACUGCUCACACAGCUGGAUGGAGUGGAGGGUCUGCAGGGAGUGUACGUGCUGGCAGCCACCAGUCGUCCUGACCUGAUCGACCCAGCCCUGCUGAGGCCUGGGAGGCUGGACAAGGCUGUGUACUGCCCUCCUCCAGACCGGGAGACACGGAAGGAGAUUCUGAAGGCCCUGACCCACUCUGUGCCACUGGCAGAUGAUGUGGACCUGGAGCAGAUCGCUGUCGCCACUGAACUCUUCACAGGAGCUGACCUCAAAGCCCUGCUAUACAACGCCCAGCUAGAGGCCAUUCACAGCGGCUUGGGGCCCAGCUUGCUGCCUGUGAGUUGCACCCCUGUGCUUCUUUCCAGGGAUUUGGGCUCAGGAUCGGACAGUGACAUGAGUCUGUCCUCGCUGAUCUUCCUCAACCACAGCAGUGGCUCGGAUGACUCAGCCGGGGAGGGCGAGGCUGUGCUGGUGCCCUCUGUUGGCCUGCUGGAGCAGAGCGAGUUGCCUGCCCAGGACCCACGCCACAACAUCUGGCGCCUCUACUUUGGCAGCUCCUUUGAUUCGGUCGAAUCGAAUUCUCAGUGCCUGUCAGUACCCAACUCAACCACCCACGAGCUGACUGGUGCGUCAGGGAGGGACACGGCCUGCCUCCACGGCCCAGUCCUCAUGUGUUCUGUGCAGGAGGGCUUCCAGGAGUUGAGCCCUGAGCAGGCCGAGCGCCUGAGGGCCGACGUGAAUGGCAUCAAAAACAGCUACCGCAGGAGUCCAGAGGAGUCAUCUUUGCUGCAGGCAGGCCCCACUAAACCUGGCCCCCUGAUCUGUCAAAUUCACCUCACCAUGGCAUUGGCCAGUACCAGACCCUCCAUUAACAGGCAGGAGUGGAGGAAGUAUACUGAACUCUAUGAGUCCUUUGGUGCCUUAAGAGACGGCAAGCCUCCGAAUGCAGCCCUGUUUACCCCAGGCCAGCGAGUAACUUUGGCCUAAUGGACUAUACACACACACACACACACACACACACACACAGACACACACACCCACCCACUGUGAUUAGUGUGUGGGCACUGAGCAUAGCGAUGCGAUUGGUGGAUUCUGAUAUGUGAGCCUGUAUUAAUGAAUAUGUAUGUGUAUGACGUAUAAAGUUGUGACAUAUGGAGUUUCAGAUUUAGUACAUAGUCCAGCAUGAAUACUUUAAUAAUGAAUAUGUACACUUGAGUUAUAAAAGAUGUAAAUUAUUCUUUGAGAUUUAAGAUUUCUUUAUUUAAUGUUGUAAUUUAGGUAAUGAAAUAUUGAAUGUAUGUAAAUAUGGGAAUUCCUCACUUUAAUUAAAGUAAUAUGGAUUUAUUAA
This is a messenger RNA of Electrophorus electricus (electric eel), 4255 nucleotides long. The record is from RefSeq and is a predicted model, not a curated record. Lineage: Eukaryota; Metazoa; Chordata; Actinopteri; Gymnotiformes; Gymnotidae.